Messenger RNA from Penicillium riverlandense, 4737 nucleotides. Its product is annotated as putative GTPase activating protein (Tsc2). Gene Ontology annotation, biological process: regulation of small GTPase mediated signal transduction; negative regulation of TOR signaling; positive regulation of GTPase activity. The record is from RefSeq and is a predicted model, not a curated record. Gene Ontology annotation, molecular function: GTPase activator activity. Lineage: Eukaryota; Fungi; Ascomycota; Eurotiomycetes; Eurotiales; Aspergillaceae. The coding region runs from base 1 to 4737 and encodes 1578 amino acids. Gene Ontology annotation, cellular component: TSC1-TSC2 complex; nucleus; cytoplasm. The transcript has a single exon.
AUGUCUUCCGACGAUGUUCCUCCACCACCAGCACCCCAACAUAAGCCCUCCUCAUCCAGUUUCGCCGAUGUCUUCAAGACGCUAGGUGUCGUCCGUCCGAAAUCCCACUCCCCCGUCUCCAUACAGGAAAGCAGCAGUGACUCCCUGUCGCAUACGACCGAUGGACCCCGAGGUAGCAACCGGCUUGUACUAGGACUUGAAUCAAUGCAUCGUGGCAGCGUCGUGUCCAGUUCCUCGGACACUCCUGGUGGCCCGGAUUUCGAUACCUCGCUAAGGAACCUCUCGCAGAAACAGAAUGUGACGCAGGCGAUUGAAGAGGCGGAUCUUUUGUCGAGGUCUUUGCAGUGGUUUACGGCCGAUCAGUCAGUGGUGCUGUGGGAAGCUGCGGAGUAUCUCCUGCGUCACGAUAGCUCUCCGGAGGCCCAGAAAAGUGGCGCUAGGUUGCUGGAGACCAUUGCGGCUCGCCAGGAUCUGUCGCCCGCGGCUCGGCGCUUGAUAUUCGAGUCGAUCGCUUGUCCUUCCGAGGCUGACGUCGUCGCUUCCCGAGCCCAGGCCUUAAUCUCGCUAUCGGAUCAUGGGAGAAAGCUCGAUUUCACCAGUUCUUCCAUCAUGCACAUCAUCUCCUCGUGGAUUGUACCUCUCUAUACCUCCAUUGCGGCCGGACGUUCCAAGGCGAAGAAAGGGAAGAAGCCAGACGGUCUUAGCCACGAUGAGGCAGUUUUCGGAGAUCUGUUCCAGUUUGCAGUCGACCUAAUCACCUUGCAACGCAGACCACCAACCCCGGAGGAGAUUGAAUCGUUGUUGAACGAGACGUUCACCAUCUGCAAGAAAACCAGCGUCGCUGGCGACAUCAAGAACUCGCUGGCUGUAUUCGAUGCCGUCAUCAUGUAUGCCGAUGUGCCCGACGCAAGCUUCGAUACAUUGCUGGAGGUUCUGUGCAGCAUACAUGCAUCGGUCAAAUCUCUGUCUGGUCCAACUUCUCGAGCGGUGCGCAGUCUCGCCAAAUCUCGACGGCAGGCUGAGAUGGUGAAUAUGCUCCACACUUUCCUGACAGAGUCCUCUGCUCCCGAACAGGGUCGGAAUCUGAAUGUCCUACGUGGCACUCUCUACGUCUUCUCGGACCUCAUCCGUGCUUAUGGCCAGGAUGGCAUGCCCCAACUGCCGUUUGACCAAUUGAUCGAUUCGCUUAAAGUCGUUGCCCAGAAGGACGAUGGUCGCGUGGAUGCCGAUAUACUGGACUUGUGUUUAAAUAUCCUAGAGGGAGACUAUGUGCGCGUUGCUCUAGAGCGGAACUGGAAAGCCUUCAUCGGCCUUCUCAUCCUCUGCUCUCGAAGAGUGAUGGAUGAAAAGGAAGAACCGCCCGUUGCAGCAAGCCUACCACAGCCUCAGUUCCACAAAGGCUCUAUACAUGAUGAUACCAAGUCCAGCAUUCUCGCAAACCUCAUUCGGAUCGCAUCUGUUCUCGAAUUUCUGUGGGAGCGGAUGGGCAAAGAGCAGAAACAACUUGCCGUGCAGUUUCUCACGAAGGCCUAUCAGCAUGUUGAACCGACUCAGGCCGAACUGAUCAUCAAUUCCAUGCGAGAGGACAAGCUGUGUUACCCAUGCGAGGAUUCUGCUUGGGUCCGCCACUGUCAAGACUUGAUCACCCGGUUCGUCUCGUCGCGGAAACAGACUUCGGAUGUUCGUAUUCUGGCUUUGGAUACGCUCAAGGAAGCCCUGUCCGGCAACGAGAAGUUGCUCUUCGGUCAAGAGCACGGGCUUUUUGAGCUUUUGCUGGUAGACUUCUCCUCCGAGGACGACUUCUUGUUCCUGGAGUCGCUGGUCUCUUUCCUUGCCGACUCGGCAGUUCAAUCCAGUGAUGACGAGACCUUCAAAACACUGGUGACCACGAUGAGUGUGCCCAUGAAGCAUGAUGUACGCAAACAUGAACCACGCGAAGUGGUAUCUCCCAGUUACGCAUCUCCGCCCCGCCGUACGUCUGCCAGUGCUGUGGAACUGACGCUGGCCAAUGUGUGUGCCGUGGGUCUGGUGAAGAUGAUGCUACGCGCCUUGAAUCACUCUGCAACAAAGACGAUCCUGGUUUUCGAGGCACUUUUGCACAUUGCCCAGUCUUCAGAUCGCCCUGUUGAUUCCCGGCUAACGGCGCUCAAGCUCCUAUUUCGACUGCGAUGCGAUUCGGCUGGAUCGGUCAUUGUCACCUCGACAUCGGAGAAUGACUUCCUGAUCAAUGCGCUGGGCCGAAGCAUUGGUAUGGAUACCAAUCCGCAGGUCCCCGUCGACAGCCCCGUCAAAGAACAUCAUCAGCAUGACGCCGUGCCAGCUACCCCAAGCACGAAGCUUCCCAUCAAAGAAAAUACUGUUCCAACCAUCUCUAAACCUGGCCUGGGACGUAGCGGGAGUCUAUCUGGUCGUGCGUCAAAACCCACGCCUCCAGUCUGGACGUACGCCUUGCCGCAGGUACUUCCUGAACAGCCGCCUGACGGACCCAGUCCCUUUGUGCAUGUAUACGCCCCGGCAGACGAUGCAUCGCAACCACCUGAGUCAGUCUCCGCGCAGAGGGCCGUUUUGAAGAUCAACAUGUGGCUUGAGAUUAUUAUCUCGCUGCUGCAACGGGAGACCGACUGGGAUGUCUACAGCUACGUUCUCACUCAUGUGGGACCCCAGCUUAGCAACAGGGACUUGUUCAACAAUGCUAUCCCACAAAUCAAAUUGCUUCGCAGCAUUCUGUGCGACCAAGUGAAGAACGAGACUUUCCACGAGCCUCCGGCGCAUACAGGUAUCAAGAAGAGUGAUGUGGCGGCCUGCAUUUUCGACUCGCUUUGCAUGUUGAUCAGUUAUCAUGAGCACUUUGCAAAGAGCGAAGAGGAUGACCUUGUCCGGGCCUUCAUGCUGGGCAUUAUCGGGUCAUGGGGUGCCACGUCUCGUGGAUGUAUCCAGGCCCUUUCACUCUGCUGCCACGAGAUUCCUCUUUCGGUUACAAAGUCUUUAACCAGCAUCCUGGACAGGAUGGCCAAGGUUAUUACCAUGUCCAAUGUUGCCGUGCAUAUCCUGGAGUUCUUGGCGCUGCUCGCCCGACUUCCUGAUGUUUAUGUCAAUUUGCGUGAGGAGGAAAUUCGCACCGUGUUUGGCAUCUGCAUUCGGUUCUUGCAGACUUCCCGAGAACACCGGUAUAAAGUAUCCGAUUCUCCCACUGGCCGAACGCCUCAAACGAGAUUGAGUGGCGGUGUCAAAGAAAUUGCCUCGCAGCAAGCCGAGGCGGCCGAAACUGCUCCCCAGGAUGGCAUGUCGAAAUAUAUCAACAAUCUGACCUACCAUGUCAUGGUCUUCUGGUUCCUGUCGCUGAAGCUCCAAGAUCGGCCCAAGCACGUCAAUUGGCUCACCAGCAGACUUAUUUUCCACGACGACCAAGGCCAAGAGGUGGUUGAGGAGCAGUGCCAAGUGAUCAUCGACCUGAUGCAACGUGUGGCAUUCUCCGAUCUGGGAGAGACCAUUCCCUUCGAGACUUUCCCUCCAUCUCCCUCUGAUGGACCCGUUUCGAAAAAGUCAUGGGUCGUGGGAAUGAGUAUCGUUACGAUGGAGACCGCAGGUGUGACGGGCUUGACCCAGAUCACCAAGCGCCAGGCCUCGGGCACAACGUAUGCUGUCUACCAGCAGCGAACGGCACCAGUCCUGCCUCACCAAGUGCCUCCGACCCCAGAUGCGCAUUUGCAUUCAGAUGCCAUGCGCACGGCUAUUCUUCCCAGUCACGUCAUGCUCCAGUUGACCGCUACGGCCUUCCCUACGCCUACAGUGGUCCAACCCAUCCCAGUGCCUGAGGACGACAUAACUCGACGUGCUAUUGGUAACUUCGACCGAACCGACAUCGUGGACGGACACCGCAUCGGAGUAGUCUAUGUUGAUAACGGACAGACCAAUGAGACGGAGAUUCUGGCCAAUACUGGCGGCAGCACAGACUAUGAGCACUUUUUGUCAGGUCUCGGAGCGAAGGUCUCGCUUCGAAAUGCGCAGUUCAAUACCCAAGGCCUUUACGCCGACACUGAUGGAGAAGCCACAUACGCGUGGCGAGACCGAGUGACGGAGAUUGUAUACCAUGUCGCAACGAUGAUGCCGACGGACCUCGAGCGCGACCCGAACUGCAUCAACAAGAAACGCAACAUCGGAAACAACCACGUCACCAUCGUCUUCAACCGAUCCAAUCUACCCUUCAACUUCGACACGAUCCCAUCCGAGUUCAAUUCCAUCAACAUCAUCAUCACCCCAGCCUGCCGCAUUGCCUACACCGAAUCCGGAGCAAAGGGCGAAACCAACCCCGAAAAGCUCUAUUACAACGUCCAAGUCAUGAGCAAGCCCGGCUUCCCCAGCGUGUCACCCGCCGCAACGCCCAAGGUCAUCUCCGGCAAGAACCUAGCCUCAUUCGUGCGCAUCCUCGCCCUGAACGCAUCUGUCUUCUCGCUCGUCUGGAAUAUCAAAGGCGGCGAGCAUACUUCGUCCUGGCGCACCCGUCUCCGUGAGAUUAAGAAGGUCCGCGAGCGAGCUCUGGCAACGCAAGCGCAGGGCACUGAUGCCGCUGAGGGUGCUUAUCCAGGCCAGCGCCGGAAUACAAAGCCUAAUAUCUUCUCGGAAGAGGUGCCUACUGCUCGCACUGCUCCCGCGCGCCCGGAUCUGGCUGCGGACUGGAAUGCAGCCGCUGAUACCAAUAUCCUCCAAAAUCUGGAUUUCUCUCGCUGGAGUCGUUAA